Messenger RNA from Lottia gigantea (owl limpet), 696 nucleotides. RefSeq lists its product as hypothetical. Gene Ontology annotation, biological process: DNA replication. Gene Ontology annotation, molecular function: DNA-directed DNA polymerase activity; DNA binding; nucleotide binding. The record is from RefSeq and is a predicted model, not a curated record. The transcript has a single exon. NCBI's taxonomy places the organism in Eukaryota, Metazoa, Mollusca, Gastropoda, Lottiidae. Bases 1 to 696 code for a protein of 231 amino acids.
AUGAAUUUGAGAAAGAUCGAGGAUGUUUAUAUUGCAAAAUACACUAAAGAUAAUUGGGAAUCUUUAAGACACGAAUGGGAACCUUACGCUAAAAGAGAUACGUUAUGUCUCGGAGCUUGUUUGAUAAAAUACAAUCAAGCAAUGAAAGAAGUUGUAUUUCAGAAUAUUUCCAAUAAUCUAACGGCUCCUUCUUUAUCUUUAAAGGGUUGGUAUUAUUUAUAUCAUUACGAUAAAGAAAUGGUUGAAGAAGAAUGGUAUGAAACUACUAGAAUGGUUCCGAAACACACCGAAAAAGAAAACGUAGAAAAAGUUUACUCACAUACUCACCCUUUUAUAAGAUAUAUUAUCAGACAAAGUAUUAAAGGAGGAAGAGUUUCGGUAAAUCGAAAAUCAUUUGAAACGAAUAAAAUGGAUGAAAUUUGUAAUAUAUUAAAGGAAUACAAUGCAAGUGACACUGAUAAUAUAAUUGAUUUAUUCAAAGAAUAUAGCGCUAGCACGAAAGAUAAAACGGAGGUUCAUUCGAGACUUAAAAAAAUAAAAUGUACUAAACUGAUGGCAUUUGACGCUAACGGUUUGUACGCUUCCGCCAUGUCGGAUUUAGAUAGCGAAUAUCCGAGAGCGGAAAGUGGUAGACACUUUCUACCGGAAGAAAAUAAAGAAUUUGUCAAGCUCUUUAAUGAACAAAUUCAGACCUAG